Molecule: messenger RNA, 4423 nt
Organism: Sinocyclocheilus grahami
Lineage: Eukaryota; Metazoa; Chordata; Actinopteri; Cypriniformes; Cyprinidae
Gene: ldlrad4a
Product: low density lipoprotein receptor class A domain containing 4a
Exons: 6
Coding region: 600-1517 (305 amino acids)
Biological process (GO): negative regulation of transforming growth factor beta receptor signaling pathway
Cellular component (GO): Golgi membrane; early endosome membrane
Molecular function (GO): R-SMAD binding
Source: RefSeq, a predicted model, not a curated record
UAACUCACAGAGCGAGACAGAGGGCUGGACUGACUGGAACACAACGGGAGCUUGUGCUCUGCUGAGUUUUGGCGAUGAGAGUGAGACAGUCAGUCUAGACGCUCUUGACAGCCUCGUCUGGAGGAGAGACACUUCCCUCUGCGGCUCUGUCCCCGUCACGACGACACAUUACAAGCUUCUCCUAAGAUGAAACUCCAGCAUUCCUGAAGAAGGAUGACAACCCUGGCACAUUGGAUAGGACGGUGUCUAUGGGCAUCUGUGUCAGUCACAUGCCAAGCCUGAAAAGUGGAAAGAAAGACACGUCGUUCUAGAAGGCACGUUGAACACUUCCAAGCUCUAGGGUGAAACUUUGCACAGUUGGCCAUGGCUGCAUAUCCAUGGCUUGGAGGAUAGGAUCCCUUGUUUAGCAAGCAUUUUUUACCACAGUGAGUUUUUAAGUGGUCAUUUAGCAAAUCCAGCACUUCCUUUGGCCCAGAGGGUUUAUAGAGUAAUUGCCACACACAAGCUGAACCAGAGGAUCCAAAAUGGCGGUCACACAGCAACGCUCUUUCUACCGGACUGGUUAAAGCUGCAGUCAAAAGCAUUACUGCAAGGGCAGUAUGCAGGCAGCUGACUACCCAGCCACAAAUAAUAACACAGAGUGCAAGUUCCACUGCACCAAUGGCAGAUGUCUGAAACUUCUCUCGCUGAUUUGCAAUCAUCUGAAUGAAUGUGGAGACAACAGUGAUGAGGAACACUGUCCUGCUGCUGUACCUCCACCUCCAGACACCAUCCAGUCUGAACUGGAGUUUGUUCAGAUAAUAAUCAUAAUUGUGGUGAUGACUGUAAUGGUAGUUGUAAUCAUCUGUUUGCUGAACCACUAUCGGCUAUCGGCCUGGGCCUUCCUCACACGCCACAGCCAGGCCCGUCAACGAGAGGAGGGCAUGCAGCCGGACGGCUGUGCAUGGCCAACAGAUAGUUUGGUGACGCAACAAGGAGCCACUGAGGUGAUGUAUGGGCCACGGAGUGGAGAGCGCUUCAACCCACCUUCAUUUAUGCAAAGGGACCGAUUCAGCCGCUUCCAGCCCACCUACCCAUACCUGCAGCAGGACAUCCACUUGCCGCCCACUAUCUGCCUGUCAGAUGGCGAGGAGCUGCCGCCCUACAAGGGCCCCUGUACCCUGCAGCUCAGAGACCCCGAGCAGCAGCUCGAGCUGAGCCGUGCGUCCGUGCGCGCGCCCCCCAACCGGACCAUUUUCGACAGCGACCUGAUAGACGUUUACGUGCACGGAGGCGGCCCACAGCCCCCGAGCACCAACUCUGGCAAGAGUGCCUCGAACUCGCACGUGGAGGGGCCGCCGCCCACCUAUAGCGAGGUGAUGGGUCAGACGUACCCAGGCUCCGCCUCCUUCCUGCACCAGCACAGCAAUAACACACCACCCUCCAACCAGAGGACAGCCAGCCGCCCCGCCCAGCCUUGCGCAAGCACAACCCUGUUCGUCAAGGUCAAGGAUAGCCGGCGCGACAAACCCGUGUGACUAGGACACACCUGCAGAGGGCAGUAGAGAGCGUGUGCCGUCACCUGUGCUCUCUAGUACUUCCUCCUGGACCUAAAGGGGAGUGGCUUCACUGUUAGUACACUCCCCUUGCACAAUUUGAAUCGAAAAUUGAGGAACCAAGUAUACAAAGUUUAUUUUUUGUAUUUUUAUUUUUACUUUUUUGCUAGAACUUCGGGGCCUUGUAUGGAUGUUUGGGCUCCUCGGCUAAAUCUCUGUUUGUUUGGUUUUGUAUGCUUUCCUGUAUUUAAAGAACACGUGUGUUGGCACAGAUUGUUUGCGUGAGAGACCACAUAGGUCAUAGGAUUGAGACAUUUUCUAUUUGUUUGUGCAUUUCCAGGACUCGUGCACAAAAACUGUUCACAACUAAUCAAAAUUGAGUGCCAUGAAAAAAUCUUAAAUCUUGGGGAUGUGACUCACAACAACAACAACAAAGCUUUUAUGUUGCACUUAUUCUUUAAAGAGUAGAAACGCCUACCCUUAGUUACUUUUCAUAUGUCAAGCCACAUGGUUCCUGGUAUUUGUUUUCCUUCCUUUUCACGUUUCGUGUUUUCCUGAAAUGGAGAUGUAGAACUCUGAUCCAGCCUACCUGAACUGCAUCAUGGCACUUAUUUAAAAAAAAGAGGGGGUUUAACAAGCCGUUCAGAUUCCAGAUCACUUUUUUCCACCGACCAAGUGAGAGAUACUGGCAUGGAUAUCCGCGGAUGGAAGUCACGACACGCGCGCCACUUUCAUCCUGUCGAGUAGCACUUUAAACUUACGUCACUUCAGCAUUGUCAUGGGGUCCAAGUGCAAGGGAAUCAUGGGAACUGUAGUCUUAUGCACAUCCUGUCCCCUUCUGAGCGAGUGUGUUUGUUUUCCACUAAAAAAAGCAUGCGUAUUGUUUUUUUCCAGUUAUCAUACUAUACUUAAGUUCACGAUCGUAUAUGGAUCUCAUAUUUUAUCUUUUAUUCUCCUCUCCUGGAAUGCCGUUUUAUUCCGAGGCAGCACAGGAACACACUUUUACCUGAUAUUUGUCAUCAGUAUUUGUUCUCUUAUCAGUUCAAACGAAGCGUGUACCAAUCAUAACGAGGUACAUCCCUCUUUCUUCAUUUGAAGUCCGUAUUCAAUCACACACGUUUGGACUGCUUUCAGACAUGCAGAUAGUGUUUUUCAUCACCCCUGAGCUUUGUAAACCAUCAGUCUUUGGCCUUCCCUAGAAAGUCCCUUAGAAAACCUAUUUAUUAACUAGCUAUUUAUUAAAGUGACCAGUUCGAGAGGAUAUUUAGUCGAAGUGGGAGGCUUUUAUAUGAUCUUUUUUCCACUUAAAUAGCAGGACUCUCCUAUGGCCCAUCUGCUUCGGCUCUGAAACCUUGGCUUCCCGUCAUUGGCUCUGCUUCCCGUCACUCAUUCUGACCGCCGACUUUGAGUUCGUACUGUAUUGCUGCUGCCGCUGCUGCUACCGCUACCGCUGCUGCUGUUGUCCGUUCGGCUUGUAGGCCUAUGUCCGCUUCCCCAUUACUUUUUAUAUUCGCGUACCAACCGAGACAUAGAUGUUCGUGCUCUGUUUUGGUUUUCUUCGUUAACAUUAGCGCGUUUCCGCUGUCAUAGUCAUGCUAGGAAAACGAACCCAAAUGUAUUUUGUACGUUUGCAGCCGAGAGGUUUGCAUGUUACUAUUUACACGAGCAAAUUCGGUGCCUAACAGUCAUGUUUAAGCAGACAUAGAAACCCACUUGCACUCAAAAGUCCCCACCUUUGUUGUGCCUCACUUCCUAUGGUGCUUCUUUCAGUAGUCGGACUCUGUUUAUUUGUACGGUGCUGUAUAUAACUUGAAUAUAUUAUGCACAUAUCCUACCCAAUGGGUAGAAAACCACAAGAACGCAUUGUUAAUACUGUAAUAUAAUGUAUAGAUAAUAUUAAAAAGAAAACUUUAACAUGGUGGCAUCAAGUUUUGUGAAUGCCUUCAAUUGUGCUUUGUCUUUUUUGUAAAACAGAGUAAAGAGAAAUGCUACAGUAUGGUCACAGAAAUACAAAAAGACAAAUUAUAUUUUUGUUCCUAUACAGUAAAUGCAAAUCUGUUAUGUGAUGAAACAAAUAUUCUGAUUAUAAGGCAGUUAUAUAAAGGAUAACUAGAGCUCUGCUGCUUUUGUAACUUCCAGAGAAAGACUUAUAAAUGCCAGCGCUUGUCAUUUUAUUUAUUGAAGUUUAUUUUGUGACUGCUAGCUGUUGUGUAAUAAUAACCACGCAGAGUAAUAACUCAUUGCAACCAACGGAACGGAUUGUCGACUUUUGGGCUCUGACACUACACCGGGAAGAAGGUUUAGUGGUUCAUAUCACAUAGCAGCUCAGGGUGAGACACGCAUGAGACACAUCCGAUGGAAACGGUUAACAUUCUGUUGUUUUUAUGCACAUAAUCGAGUUGUGUGGUAUAUAAAAGAGCAUCAAAUGAGGAAAAUGCAGCCCAUAGCUGAUCGUUACUUGCAUGUUCAUGUUGUCAUUAUUUCCUCGGCAUAGCAGUCUGGUUCCGAGCUCUCCGCGCCGACAGGCUCCUUUCCAGAAACACACGCUUGAAUGAACGAAUCCGCGAGCGAGUGAAUGACUGCCUGAAGACUUCUGUGGGUGAGUUCAGCGUCUCGUUCCAUGGAUCUGGAAUUUCCCGCCAAUCCACAGCAACGUUCUCCAUCGGCCUCGAGCGAGAUCACAUCACGGGACUGUAUGACCUAUUGUGGACUACAAGCUUUUGUUGUUGUUUUUUACAAGGAGAAACGGUUCAGUGAAAGCGAGGAACGCUGCUGUCCUUACGCCUUUUGAUUUGAUUUCUAUUGUUCUAUUUAAUUGUGAUGUCAGCGGUUUUCAGUUUGAGGUCUGUUAAUUGCAAUACUUUUACAGGAAAAAGGUGACUUAAAAA